Molecule: messenger RNA, 1586 nt
Organism: Magnolia sinica
Lineage: Eukaryota; Viridiplantae; Streptophyta; Magnoliopsida; Magnoliales; Magnoliaceae
Product: aquaporin NIP6-1-like
Exons: 5
Coding region: 148-1077 (309 amino acids)
Biological process (GO): transmembrane transport
Cellular component (GO): membrane
Molecular function (GO): channel activity
Source: RefSeq, a predicted model, not a curated record
ACCUCCUCACACAUUACAAGUAUAUAUAAAGAGAUCUCCCUCCAAACAAAAAAAAAAAAAAAACAGAGGAGAAGAGUUCCCAAGUUAUAGAAAAUUCCAACCUUGUUUUUUGUGUUCUUCCUCACUCUCUUCAUCCCAAUUGAAGUGAUGGUGGACACUGAGGAUGUUCCAUCAGCACCAUCCACUCCUGUGACCCCAGGCACUCCUGGGGCCCCACUCUUUGGUGGUUUCAAGGCAGAGAGGAGUGUAAAUGGUAGAAGGUCCCUUCUCAAAAGCUGCAAGUGUUUUAGUGAUGCAUGGGCAAUGGAAGAAGGAAGCCUCGGCACCGCCUGUGCAUUGCCGCCCUCUCAGAUCUCACUUGCAAGAAAGGUGGGUGCAGAAUUCAUUGGCACACUGAUACUCAUCUUUUCAGGGGCAGCAACAGGCAUUGUGAAUCAGAAGACACAAGGGUCAGUUACGCUUCUUGGGUUAGCCGCCUCUACUGGCAUAGCUGUGAUGAUAGUCAUACUCUCAGUUGGCCACAUCUCUGGGGCCCACCUCAACCCAUCAGUGACCAUUGCCUUUGCAGCUCUCAGGCACUUCCCAUGGAAACAGGUGCCCAUGUACAUUGGUGCACAGGUGGUGGCUUCCAUCUGUGCUGCAUUUGCACUCAAGGGGAUAUUUCAUCCGUUCAUGGGGGGAGGGGUGACUGUCCCCACAGGAAGCUACGGCCAGGCCUUUGCUUUGGAGUUCAUCGUCACCUUCAAUCUCAUGUUCGUGGUCACUGCAGUUGCCACUGACACAAGAGCUGUAGGUGAGCUGGCAGGGAUUGCAGUGGGGGCGACUGUAAUGCUCAACAUACUCAUUGCCGGGGAAAGCACUGGAGCUUCCAUGAACCCAGUAAGGACUCUGGGGCCAGCCAUAGCUGCAAACAACUACAAGGCCAUUUGGGUCUACUUCACAGCCCCUGUUCUUGGCGCACUCUGCGGGGCAGGUGCCUACACAGCUGUCAAACUGCCAGAAGAAGAAACCCAAGAAAGGCCAUCACCAGUACGGAGCUUGAGACGUAACAAGGGCAUUGAUAUGCUCUCCCCUUAAUAAGUUAAUAAUCCAAGCUUGGUUGAAAGAUAACGCAGUUGUCCUUAGGUAAUAAAGGCAAAAAAUACUUAAAAAUAAAAAAAAAUAGUUUACAAGGAUUACAUGUGCACCUUAUAUGUUAUAGAGAAAUUAUCAAUACGUAGCCAUAUAUGUAAACUUUCAAUUCAUCCAUUUCUUCCUCACCAGCAUGUCGCAGGUGUAGAACAUCCCACCUUUGAAAAGGUGGGCCACAACGGGAUGAUCACCUGUUAUGAAAAUCAUGGAGGGUCCACCUCCAAGAGGGACCCAAUCAAAAUCAUUAGACAGUUGCUUGUGUGACUUAUCCAAUAAGUUGAUUAACCUGAUUUUCCUACCAAGUGAUCAUCAUAGCUAGUGCGGCCCACCUUUCUUAUGGAUGGCAAAUUCUACAUAUGUGGCAUGUUGGCAUGAAAGAAAAGGCUAUGAUCAAAGACUGGUGUGUGAUCGUAUCUCAUAAAUAAAAGGGAGUGAUAUCCAGACCCUCCUUUCUU